Messenger RNA from Lucilia sericata (common green bottle fly), 6381 nucleotides. Its product is annotated as calcium/calmodulin-dependent protein kinase kinase 1. The record is from RefSeq and is a predicted model, not a curated record. Gene Ontology annotation, molecular function: calmodulin binding; ATP binding; calcium/calmodulin-dependent protein kinase activity. Gene Ontology annotation, biological process: protein phosphorylation; intracellular signal transduction; positive regulation of protein kinase activity. Gene Ontology annotation, cellular component: cytoplasm. The coding region runs from base 563 to 3310 and encodes 915 amino acids. Lineage: Eukaryota; Metazoa; Arthropoda; Insecta; Diptera; Calliphoridae. The transcript has 7 exons.
GAUAUUGUUCGUAUCACAGAAAAAAGUGUUACAUCUGCUUUGAAGCUAUUUAUAAUUAUUUUAUUAUCCCUAAAAUAACGUUCAUAAAAAAUAUUAGUGAUUAUUGGUUGUGUGUGAUGAUGGUGUUUGAGUACGUAAAGUUCUGGCCGAAGAUAAUACGACCAAAAACCACCCAUCUGUGAUGACGGUAGUAUAACCGUUAUUUUAGAGAGAGAAAAUACUGUUUCGAAAGAGUAAGUGCCGUGAGUGAGUGAAUGAGUAAUUGUUAGUAGUUACUUAGUGGAAGAAUUGUUGUACAACAAAUGGCAAAUCCAUUAACAACAACAGAAGAAGCAAAAAGUUGAAAACAAAAAUAAAAACAAAUUAAAUAAAAUAGUAUCAGAAGUUGUGUACUCAAACAAUUUAAAAUAAAACGUGUAAAACGAAGAUAUUCCAACAAAAAGAAAAAAAAAAACAAAAUAUAUUAAUUUAUAAAAUAAUUUGUAACAUUCAUACACAUGUUCUAAGUAAGUACACAACAAUCAUGAUAAAAAUAUUGUUAUUGGAUUGCCUUUAAAAUACAAUGGAUGAUCAUUUGCAUGGCCAACAUGAAAUAACAGGUGAAUUGCAACACCAGGAUGGCUCGGCUUCAAUUUAUGAAUCAGUUGGCGGCAACAGCAAUAGGACAUCAAAAACAAUUAUGUCGAAUUUAGGCGUCAUCGACAAAAAAUGCUCACAUCAACGCCAAACUUGUCAGGAUGAACAAAAUUUACAUUUAGGUGACAAAGUGCCCUUAAGUGGUUCAAAUAUUGAAAGUUUACGCCGAAGAUCACCAGAAUCGGUUCCCAAAAGCACAAGAUCAAUGCACGCACAUAUGGAUGAUGUUGAUAACACAUCAUCUAACAUUGAACAACAUGACGACAAUGACAAAAAUGAUUCAGUGGAACAGUUACGAAAUGGUUGUGAUAAAACUUCUUUUGACCAAAAUCAAGACAUUUAUGUACUUCCUGGGCAAUUAGAAGACAUAAAAUUGAAUCAGGCCUUUUCCGAUGAAGUUUUAAAAGAAAAUGUGCCUGAAAAAUCUAGAACCAACAAAACAGAUUAUAUUAAUUCGUCACCGUCUACGUACAAAACUAAUUCCACUUUUACAUCUUGUGAUUCUUCCGCUGUGAUUCCUUUAGCUGGCCUAAACACUACCAAAGCAAGAGACUCGGACGAAUAUAAACCGGAAAAAGACAAAAAAGAGCCAUGCAUUAAGCAAAGGCUGGAUGAAGACGCUGAAAUUCGAGGUAAAAAUAUAGCACAUUGUUUUACUAAUAAGAACACGGAUGCCGUUCAAGUGUCUAACUCUAGUAUUAGUACUCCGGCAAUCAAUAAUCAAAUGACAUUAAAACAUGCAUGUCAAUCCCCAUAUAUAACCGUUCUACCAUUGCAUGCUUGCAAUACAUUUAACCAUUUUCAUCACAACCACCUCCACAUCCACCACCAUCACAACCACAGCCAUAAUAAUUACCAAUCUGAAAGUGAAAAUUUUGCUAACGAAUUAACCAAUGCUUUGUCCUCUCGAUUGCUUUUUCAAAUAACAAAUACAAAUAACUCCUCCUAUUGCACUAAUUCAGCUUCAAAGAGCCAAAGUAAAAGACAGUCCUCAUUUUUAAAAUCCCAAUCGCUUGAAAUUGUACAAGAUUCACCAUCCAUUCUUUACCCUGAAACAGACGAUGAUGAUGAGCAUAUAUUUUUUCAACUGCCAGAAAUUGAUGAGCACAACCUUCUAUAUAAACAAAAUCAGAGGGAAAGUCAUCAUUCCAAAGACCAUAGGCAGAAGAGUUCACAAUUGUCAAAUCAUGAAGAUGAACUUGGUACUCGCUCGAGGAAAGCAAAUACUGAUGUUAUUGAUCCAACGUAUCACAAUGAUGAUGAUGAAAACAUUGACGAUGAAGGUGUUGUGAUUACUAGAUCAUCGUCAUUAUCAUCACAAAAGACUGGAAUAGCUUUAAAAUCUCAAUCCCUAGAAUCUCGACCCAUAUAUCCGAAUGUCCCAUAUAGUCCGUAUGCUAGCCCGUACAGUAGUCCUAGGUCAAACAGACGAAGACCACCACUGCGAGAGUCAAGGCGUAUUUCAAUUGAGCAAAGCGGCAGUUUUCUUCAAUUGAAUCAAUACAAAUUAAUGGAUCAAAUAGGACAGGGUUCUUAUGGUCUCGUUAAAUUGGCUUACUCAGAAGAAGAUUCAACUCACUAUGCCAUGAAAAUACUUUCAAAACGUCGUUUAUUACGUCAAGCAGGUCUUAUGAAACGAGGUCCAAAAAAAAGUACAUCGCCCUUAGAUCGAGUUUAUCGAGAGAUUGCCGUCUUAAAGAAAUUAGACCACCCGAAUGUGGUUAAACUUGUUGAAGUGCUUGAUGAUCCUGUAGAGGACUCUCUUUAUAUGGUCUUUGAACUUGUUAAACAAGGCGAAGUAUUGAGUGUUCCCACAAAAAAUCCACUAACUGAGGAAAGAUCUUGGAGUGUUUUCCGUGAUACCCUUUUGGGCUUAGAGUAUCUACACUACCAGCGAAUCAUUCAUGCCGAUAUAAAGCCUGGAAAUCUAUUAUUAACUGAGUGCGGUCGAGUUAAAAUAGCCGAUUUAGGUGUUUGCAAUGAAUUCAUCGGAGAGGAUGCUACAAUGACUAAUUGUUCAACAGCUGGAACACCAGCAUUUAGGCCACCAGAAUCUUUAAACGUUGGGCAGAAUAUGUAUUGUGGUAAAGCUGCUGAUAUAUGGGCAUUGGGGGCAACACUUUAUGCAUUAGUUUAUGGCAACGUACCUUUUGAAGCACCGUCAGUUCCAGCUUUAUAUGAAAAAAUUAAAAAUGAAGAACUAUCAUUUCCAGAAAAUCCAAAGACUUCAGUUGAACUAAGAGACUGCAUUCAAUGUAUGUUAAAAAAGGAUCCAGCAGAUCGUAUAACUUUGCCACAAUUAAAGGAACACGUUUGGGUGACUGCUGGUGGCCUACAUCCAUUGCCCAGUGAGGAGGAAAACUGUCGAUUAGUUCAAGUUAAUGAUGAUGAUAUUAAUUCCGUGGUACGCAGCAUUCCCAAGUUAGAUACUUUGAUUUUAAUCAAAACAAUGCUAAAAAAACAUUCCUUUGGUAAUCCAUUCUCACGUGGAAUAUCGGGUCGAGCCCCACAGCGUGGAGGUUCACGUUUAGAAAGAUUUAUACGCGCGGGACGUUCUAAUUCAGCACCUGGAUCCUAUAAUAUGAUUGUUGACAGGCAACUUUCUGGUGAUAAUAUACUUCCAGCUCUUUCUGAGCAUUCUCCUUCAAAUUGCACAAAUGAAGAAUCCCAAUAAAAGCAAAACAGUAACUUAUUAUAUUAAUAGAAACACAAAUUAAAGUUAUUUAUAAAUAUAAAAUAUUAUAAUUAUAGAAAAUGCACAAUUCUAAAUAAAAAUACAAAACAAUUGCUUUUCUCGAAUAAUUAAUAUAAAUAAGUACGUAACAGUAGCAUUAUAUAUUACAACAAACACUAUCAGAUAUAGUAUGUAUUAUAUUUAGUCGAAAUUAUGCAAUAGAUCCUUAAUAUUUUAAAUCAAUUGUCCAAUUCACAAUCGGUAUCGAUGUAGGUACAUACAUACACAUGUAUGUAUGUUGCACAAAUUUUAAAUAGUUUUGUUUUAUAUUUAGUUAUUUUAAUAUAAAGCGAUACGACAUAGAUUGUAAAUUGGACAAAUAUGUAUGGGCCUUUUACAAUCCAAAUACUUUUUAUUUAUAUCCUUAAUAUCUGAACACUUAUUUAGGUCCAUUUAAGGAAACUUUUGAACAAAUAUGUAUCUUGACUUGCUUUAAAAAAACAUUUAGAAUUUCAGCAGCUUUAACCAAGCUUAGCAACAUUACAAUUUGAAAAUCGGGAACAUUUUUUUUAGAAAAUCAUGUAAUAAUAACCCGAUGGCAAGUAAAUGUUCUUUAAUUAAGAAUCACCUUUCAAUUUCUCGGUACUCACGGAACCACGACGGAGAGAUUGAUUGUUGUUUUCUAACAAAAUAGUCUCUAGCUGGAUGGCUCAUUUCGGCCAAAAGUAACCGCUCUUUAGUUUAAUCUAACAGCAAGUUAAGCCACGUUUAACUGAGUAGUAAGAAACCCGCCCUAAGUUAUACUACAAAGAAAUUAAAAAUCGUGUUACAUCCAUCAAAUAUUUGGGAAAAAAGACAAAACCACUAUUUUUUGUAAAUGUUGUUUUUUUUGAUCUUAUAUAAUUUUUGUAAUUGCAACUAAUGUCAAAGAAAUAAUUAAGCAGUUCUAAACAUAUGUAUAUUUAAAGGAAAUCAAAAUAUCUAUUUUUACCGGUAACGUCUUUUCAUAAAAUAUUUGAUAGGUGUGAACGUAGCUUAACAGUGUAUUUAGAUAAAAUUUCAAAUGAAAAAACUAUCAGAGUCAAAGAAUAUUAAACUCUAAAUGUAUUUAUGAACAAUGAAUCUGGUUUCAAAAAAUGCCGUUCAAAAGAACAUUUACAAGUUUUUAUUUCUAAGAAAGGAUGUCAAAUUUAAUCAAAUUAUUAACGAACAAGGUUCGACCCAUUAUCGUACAUUUUUUUAUAUAGUCUUUAGUAUAGAUUACGAAAAUUAUUUUUGGGACCAUUUGAAACAACAAAAAAAAAACAAGAAUUACCUUAAUCUUACAUUGAUACAUUUAGAAAAAAGAUAAUUAAUUAAUAUAUAUAAAUAAAAAUAUAAUUUUUAUGUAAGAAAUUUAUUGCAUGCAUUCAAUUUACAUGUCAUACAUACAUGGAUCAUUUCAUAAAUUUAUUUUAAAUCAAAUCAAAUUUAUUAUUAAUUAAAAUAAAAUAAAAAAUUAUAAAUAUAACAAAGCAUCUCAAAAGCGAACAUAAUUUUAAUAAACAUUUAGCUUAAAAUAUUAUUAAUUAUAAUGAGUAAAACCAACAAAAAUAUUUUAAAAAUAUUUAUAUUAAACAUACUGUAAGUAUGUAUGUAUACAUACUACAUACAUUUGGAUUAAUAAAAUAUAUGUAUGUAUGAACACAAUUGCUACAUUGAAAAUACAUAAGUACAUACAUACAUACAUACAUAUAUACAUACAUAAUAUGUAUGUAUGUUAAUUAGAGUGGCCCGAGGAACAACCUUUUUAAGAAUCUCAUUUAUGAACACCACUCAAUCGAUAAAAAAAAUAAUUUUUCGAAACGGUCCUCAGUUUCCUACCAGCGCACAUGCCACAAAAGUCAAAAUAAAAAUAUUCAAUAUUAUUUUUACAUAUAAGAGAUCUAAGACUUCCAGCAGCAUUGAAAUAUCGGAAAAAAUCCGAUGAAUUGUUCGCCCAUAGAGAAAUUUAACUUUUUUUUAAAAGUUCCAAUUUCAAAAUUAAAUUUUUCUAGUUACUAAUAUAGGUCAAAUAAUAUUAUGUGUACAAAAGCAAUUAACUUAUAUUUGGAAUUAGAAAUUUACACGAAUUAAAGUUGCAUAUAAAGUGUAUUAAACAAGGAUUAAAAAUUAUUGAAUUUGUAUGCAAAAUAUUUUUAUCAAGUGAUACUUUUUUAUAUUUUUAUGACGCAACUAAUAUAUACUUAAUUUUUAAUGCAACGCAUCUUUUGAAAUUGGUCCGUUGUGGUCGUCGGCCAAUAUAAGGAACAUCCGGUCAUAUCUGUAGUAUGAAUUUCUAAAGCUAACUUUUGCGGCCAUUUGCGAUCCCGAAAAUUUUAAAAGGGGACAUUUUCAGCCUUUAUUGGUCAAAUAUUUAAAGAUAUUUUAAAUCUAUUGCACAUACCUGACAUAAACUUAGUUAUAACCCUACAAAAAAUGUGAGCGGUAAUAUCAUUGCCACUCCCACCUUAUUUGCUGGUUUUUAUUUAUGUUCGAUCACUGUUUAAAGCAAAGGUUUACUAAAAUCAGCAUUUAACUUAACAAAUAUAAUAAAAAAUAUACUAUAAUGUUAAAAAUAAUCUACUAUUAUUAUUAAAAUUUUAAAUAUUUGUAUACAUUAAACGGUUUUACUAAAUAAUUAACAAAAUAUUAGCGAAAUGUCACGGAAUUUUUUAACCCAAUUUCAAAAAGAUUGCAGAAUUUUUUUUUUUUAAUAUUGUACUGAGAUCCAGAAUUUCAAUCGCUGGUAUGAAACUGAGGCCCUUUUUUAUAGUAUAUUUCUCGUAUUUAGUACAUUAAUACGCAUCGUAUGAGAGGUGUUUCUACAAAAAAUGGUCCACGGGACACCCUAAUGUACAUUUACUUAUUUACAUUAGACCUGUUAACUGACUUACUUACCUCCUAGACAUGAAGUUUGAUUUAGUAUCAGAUAUCAGAUGGUUUUUACCAAACUAAAAAAUAUACUCCUUUAAAAUAAAAAGCCCAACAAAAAAAUAGAAGAAAUUAAAAAAAUAAAUAAAUAAAUAAGUUCUAUCCUUUUUAUUCAUAAA